AAUGCAACAUAAGAUCCUCGUGCACACUGCAGGGGGCGUUACGCAACUUUGUGGCUGAUAUGCUGUCGGAUUUUUUGUCCGAAGAAGUGAACCAGUGUUGUUGUAGUCAAAUAUUGACCAGACUCAGAUGUGUUUGUAGCGGUUUGUAGUCGUGUCUCUGGACAACAUAGGACCAACGCGGAAACAGAGGGGGUUUUGACAGCUGUAUGGGACAAAACCGUUCACAGGCUGCCAGAAUGACUUCCCCAGUCCGUCUCAUCGUGGUGGGAGCUGGCUGUCGAGGAGAGAUCUACUCCAGUUUUGGAUCCAUCCACCCCGAACGACUUAAGGUUGUUGGAGUAGCUGAUCCAAGGAAAUUUGCUCGCACUAAACUUCAACAGCAACACAACAUUGUAGAUGAAAACAUAUUUGAAGAUUGGCACACUAUGGUUGAAAGAGAAAAGUUUGCGGAUGCAGUGGCGAUUUGUACUCCAGACCGCCUUCAUAAAGAACCUGCAGUGGCUUUUGCCAAGAAGGGCUAUCAUAUUCUUCUGGAGAAACCAAUGGCAACGACUGCUGAAGACUGCACAGCGAUCGUGGAGGCUUGCACUCAGAGUGGCGUGAUGCUGUCGGUGGGACACGUUCUCCGGUAUGAUCCUGUCAUUCACAAUAUAAAGGAGCUGAUAGAUGCUGGAGCUAUAGGUGAUGUGAUGCACAUUCAGCACCUUGAGCCGGUCGGGUUUUGGCACUUUGCUCACUCAUUUGUCCGGGGAAACUGGAGGAAUGAAGAGGAGAGCUCUUUCGCUCUUUUGGCUAAAUCCUGCCAUGACAUCGACCUAAUACAUCACUGGGCAGGGACACGCAGGUGUUUGAAAGUUACAUCAUUUGGAUCUGUCAGCCACUUCGGAAAAAAAGACAAGCCAGCAGGUGCUGGGAAUUGCUGCCUGGAUUGUUCAAUAGAAGCAGACUGUCCAUACUCGGCACGCAAAAUCUACAUGGAUAGAGUGAAACAGGGUAACACUGGAUGGCCUGUAUCAGUUAUUUGUCCGAACUCGUUCCCUGACAUUGAGUCAGUGACUGAGGCCCUGGAGACUGGACCAUAUGGCCGCUGUGUUUACGAGUGUGACAAUGAUGUCUGCAGUAACCAGGUUGUUAACAUGGAGUUUGAAGGGGGUCUGACGGCAGCCUUUUCCAUGGUGGCGUUCACUGAGGAGAUAUGCAAGCGAAAAACUACUAUCUAUGGCAGCAAGGGGGAGCUGUCAUGUGACGGCCAUGAGGUACGUGUGUUUGACUUCCUGACCCAAAGAUCCACAAAGCACUCGCCGCUCAGUGGAGCCCCCAGGCGCUUCAUGUCCAUGAGUGGUCAUGGUGGAGCAGACUACUACCUUAUGGAUGCCUUUGUUUCUGCUGUGGCUAACAAUGAUCCGUCCCUGAUCCGCUCUGGUCCUGAGGAGACGCUGCUGAGCCACCUGCUGGUGUUUGAAGCUGAGCGCUCGCGGCUGGAGGGCCGGGUGGUGUACUGUGGGGACCUGGCCACAGAUAGACCACUGGAAAAAUGAAACUGAUGAAACCUUAAAAAUCAAACACUAUAAUGAAGCUUAGCGUCACCAUUUUAUUCUUUCCUGCUUUUACCCAAUCAGCUUACUGCAGCUGUUCACUCUUUAAAGUUAGACCAAUCAUCUGAGCCGAGGGCCAAAUCGUGGACUGUAAUGGGCCUGAUUGUUUACUGUAUGUUGCUCAGGGAUUUUAAUACUGUGUGAUGUGUGUAUGAACGUUUGUUUAAGUGAAUGAAUGUGUGAACCUGUUAAUCUUUUAAUUAUGAAGUAUUAUGCCAAUUAUUUUAUAAUUUGUUGUUAAAGGUGGGGUAAGUAAUUUCGGAGAAACCAGCUCGAGUGCGCUAGAAUUG
Messenger RNA from Notothenia coriiceps (black rockcod), 1885 nucleotides. RefSeq lists its product as uncharacterized. NCBI's taxonomy places the organism in Eukaryota, Metazoa, Chordata, Actinopteri, Perciformes, Nototheniidae. The record is from RefSeq and is a predicted model, not a curated record. The transcript is spliced from 14 exons. Gene Ontology annotation, molecular function: nucleotide binding. The coding region runs from base 207 to 1538 and encodes 443 amino acids.